AUUUUUAUUUAUUUCUGAAGUCACGAAAAAGUUUUAGAAGCCAUUACGGUGAAUGGCGAGUUGGUAGGAAAGGAAAGAUUUGCUCCAAUCAUUCAGGGUCUUAGAGCCAAAGAUAAUGAUGGAUUAAGGGUUGCCUGUAUACAACUUAUUAAUGCUCUCCUUAGUUCACCGGAUGAUUUAGAUUUCAGAUUACACUUAAGGAAUGAAUUCAUGCGUUCCGGUCUUGCAGAUGUCUUGGAGAAUUUUCAAGGCGAAGAAAGUAAGAAUCAAGAAUUAAGUAUUCAGUUGAAAGUAUUUCAAGAUCAUAAAGAAGAGGAUUUUGAUGAAUUUUCUCAGAGAUAUGAUAAUGUUCGUCUAGAGUUUGAUGAUCCCAUCGAAUGCUUCGAACUGAUUAAACAGACCGUCAUGGAGACUUCUGCAGAACCUUAUUUUCUGUCUAUUCUCCAACAUCUUCUAUGUAUCAGAGAUGAUGUCACAGUGAGGCCCGCCUACUACAAAUUAAUUGAAGAAUGCAUUUCGCAGAUAGUUCUACAUAAAAGUGGAGUAGAUCCAGAUUUCAGACAUACAAAACGAUUCAAAAUAGAUGUAGAACCUUUAAUAGAGAAUUUAGUUGAGAAAUCUAAACUAGAAGAAGUGCGGGCCACAGGUGAAUUGACAAAAAAGUUGGAAGAGGCACUGACGGCCAAAGAGGAGUUCGAAGCCAAACUUGCUCAAGCUGAGAUAAGGCUAAAAGAAUAUGAAACUGGAAAAAUACCUGUGUCAUCGUCUUUACCGGGAUCCAUCCCGCCUCCUCCACCUCCACCUCCGCCGCCUCCUUUUGGUGGAAGCGGAGCCAUUCCUCCACCUCCUCCACCUCCGCCACCACUGUUUGGUGGACCUGGAGGCAUUCCUCCUCCACCACCACUUCCCGGUUCUGGAAUACCCCCGCCUCCACCUCCUCCUCCUGGAAGCGGAACCAUUCCUCCACCUCCUCCACCUCCGCCACCACCGUUUGGUGGACCUGGAGGCAUUCCUCCUCCACCACCACUUCCCGGUUCUGGAAUACCCCCGCCUCCACCUCCUCCUCCUGGAUCGGGAUUUAUUCCUCCUCCUCCACCACCUUUUCCCGGUGCACCCCUACCACCACCAAUGCCGUCACUUUCCACAGAAAGGAAACUGCCUUACAACUUGCAACCCAAACAAAAAUAUGAAUUAGAUACCCAAAUAAAGCGCAUAAAUUGGGAUCCGAUUGAUGUACAGAAGCUUACAGAGAAAGCAUUUUGGGUGAAAGUCCAAGAAGAAAAAUUAGCCAGUGAAGAUAUUUUUGAUGAAAUUUCAUGUAGAUUUUCUUCGGUUCCAAGAAUCAAAAAUGAUGAGAAACCAAAGGAGAAAAAAGUAUCUAAAAAAAUUAAGGAACUUAAAGUUCUUGAUGCAAAAUCCGCUCAGAACUUAAUGAUAUUGUUAGGUUCGGUCAAAAUGUCAUCAGAAGAAAUGAAGGAAUACAUAAUAACCAUGAAUGAAGAACACAUCACUGAAGCCAUGUUGCAGCAACUAAUACGUUACAUGCCAGAACCUGACCAGUUGAAAAAACUGGAAAAAUUUGGGGACCAAUUUAAUGAUCUGGCGGAGGCAGAACAGUUUGCCAUUACGCUUGGAAGCAUAAAGAGAUUGGUGCCGAGACUGAAAUCUCUGAGUUUCAAAUUAAAGUAUUCUGAAUUAGUACAAGAUAUCAAACCUGAUGUGGUGGCUGCCACAGCUGCUUGUGAAGAAGUCAAAAACAGUAAAAAGUUCUCUAGAAUUCUAGAAUUGGUAUUACUAAUUGGAAAUUAUAUGAAUUCUGGAUCUAGGAAAGGACAAGCUUUUGGCUUUCAGAUAAAUUUCCUUACAAAGAUAAAAAAUACGAAGGCGUCGGAUGGGAAGACCACCCUGAUGCACUUCCUGGCCCAGAUCGUGGAAAACAAAUAUCCCGACAUACUUAAUUUCUCGGAAGAGCUGAUACACGUCGACCACGCAGCCAGAGUUUCUCCCAAUCAGCUGCAGACAAAUCUCAACCACAUUAAAAAGUCGAUCAGGGAACUCGAUACCGAUUUGAAAAACUUCCGUCCGCAGAGUGAAAACGAUAAAUUUAGCGAAGUCAUGACUUCUUUUGUUUCCCAGGCAUCAACACAGUAUGAAGUCUUGCAAAAUAUGUUUAAGAAGAUGGAAAAAUUAUACGAGGAACUGGCAGAAUUCUUUGUGUUCGAUACUAAGAAGUAUUCACUGGAUGAUUUCUUUGGCGACAUCAAAACUUUCAAAGACACUUUUCAGGAAGCCUACAAAGACAAUGUGAAGAUGCGUGAGGCCGAAGAAAAGAUAAGACGGGCGAAAGAGGCAAAGGAGAAGGCCGAAAAGGAGAAGCAGGAAAGGCUGGCCAAGAAAAAGCAACUGGUCGACAUCAGUUCGGGAGAAGAUCAAGAAGGUGUCAUGGAUAGUCUGUUGGAAGCUCUGAAGACGGGCUCUGCGUUUUCGCACAAGCCGAGGAAAAAGGCACCGCGUGCUGCGGGAGCGGAACGAAGAGCCCAGCUGUCACGGAGCCGAUCGAGGAGCAACAUUCUUGCCAGGCACAGCAGUAGAGAAAACGUUCACGUCAACCUUGAUGGAAGGGAAAGAUAGAUAUUGCUUGAUUAGGUAAAAUCUGUAAUUAAUUGUAGAGUGAGAACCGGAAGCCAAUUUCUCACUUUAGCAAGCACCAUUCCUUACGAAAAGUUUUGUAAACAAACAACACUUUUCGGCAUUUCUGUGAUUUACAAAGUAUAGUUUUUAUAUUUCUGGAAUUAGAUAUAUAUAUAUAAUGACACAUAUAUAUAUUACGAAAGAACUAUUUCCAGAUCCAUCAUCGAUGAGAAUGUUUUAGUUCUCUAAAAAAUUGAAUCAACACGUCAUUACUUCUAAAUGUAAGCAACUUCCCGUAACCAUUGUAACAUCCGCAUACAAAUGUCAGAUUGCAUAUUUAAUAUGUCAAAAUUUCUGCGUGAUAAUUUGACUGCUGGUCAGUUGCACACGAGCAUCUUCCUGGUUGCGAGGAAGAGUGGCUGCAAACGUGAUGAUGUAUCGAGGAGUCGCCAACGUGCGACUAUCAAGAGACCGACUGUCAGAGACAGUGAAGUUGUAAAUAUUAGGUUCAAUAUAAUAUUUUUGUAACGAUCUCUAGAUUUCUUAUAUAUAAUUAAUAUGCUUAUUUUGUUUUAAUAUUAUUAUGCCAGACAAUUAUGUGCCAAGUUCAUUAAUGCAGUCACAUCUCAUUGUAAAUAGUUGUAUAAUAUAUUUUGAAAUAUAAUCUAUAGAUAUAUAAAGGCACCAUAUCAAAAUUAUAUAUUUUUGAAGGAAAAAAAUCCAUUCCAUCCAUUCAUUAUAAUGUUCCAAAUAACAAGACUGCCAUCGUUCUAUGCGAAGCAGGAUCGACUUAAGAAUUCUAAGAGACUGCAAACGUAUUCGUCUUUGCAAUGCGGAAUCUAUUUACGAGCUGCCAUUUCCUCUGUACAUUAAACUAUGUAGUUUAUUCUGUUGUGGGCAUCAUGCGGCAAUAAUUGCUCUUACAGAAAAUUUUAUAUCCAUGUAAAGUAUUUUAUACAAAGUUCUCAAAGCAUCAAAGUUACUUAUGUAAUUAAUUACAUUAAAUGCAAUAUUUUGCUACCGACAAAUCUUUAUCGAUGUUAAGCGAUCGCGUCCGUCUAAAGAAAUUGUAUCCGAAUAGUUUAUUUCGAAGGGCGACUUGACAAUGCUACACGCGGUUAAUUCGUUGCUUGUCGGAAAGAUUUGUGCAGAAGUGUUAAGAAAUCUAAAUAAAAUCUGAGUAUAUUGUAGUCUUCUGCUUUAUUGUUUGGUAAGUUACAUUAUAUGUAAUAAAUAUUUAAUUAAGAAA
This is a messenger RNA of Centruroides sculpturatus (bark scorpion), 3880 nucleotides long. RefSeq names its product protein diaphanous-like (gene dia). NCBI's taxonomy places the organism in Eukaryota, Metazoa, Arthropoda, Arachnida, Scorpiones, Buthidae. Gene Ontology annotation, cellular component: actin filament; cytoplasm. The record is from RefSeq and is a predicted model, not a curated record. Gene Ontology annotation, molecular function: microtubule binding; actin binding. Gene Ontology annotation, biological process: actin filament polymerization. The transcript has 18 exons. The coding region runs from base 211 to 2631 and encodes 806 amino acids.